Racocetra fulgida is the source of this 440-nucleotide messenger RNA. NCBI's taxonomy places the organism in Eukaryota, Fungi, Glomeromycota, Glomeromycetes, Diversisporales, Gigasporaceae. The record is from the annotation of a GenBank genome assembly.
AUGGAGUUAAGAACAAUUCCAAAGCCGGAGAAAUAUACUACAAAGUUUAUGAUCGAGUUUUUACCAAUUAAUACUAGUUUGAAAAAGCCGUUGGUUAAAGAUUUGUUUAUGGGUAUGAAGGCUUUUUUUAAAUGUUAUUAUACUGAUGAAAGUAAAUCUAGCCUUGAGAUCAGAGACAAGUGUUAUGUUAAGGAAAAAGGGGGAGAUGCCAAUAAUGCAGAUGAAAGUUCAGACAACGGUAAAAAUAAAACCGAGACAAAGGAUAAUUUUUUUGAUACCAUUAAAUAUAAAAGAACUGAUGUUAAUGAAUGUGUCGGUAUGAAUACAAAACUAUUAAAAGAACUAGAAAUUUCAGAAAUUUUAAUGUCGUCUUUAGGUACAUGUUCUAAAUCUCAAGAUUUUCCUCACGAAAUUGCUGCUGAUUUAGCUAUUGAAUUUCA